AUGCCCAAAUCUCGAAGUCGGUCACGAAGUAAAGCCCGUACUUAUACAGUUCUGGGCAACCAGACAGUGGAUGCAAGAUCAAAGCAGUUGCUGUUCAAUGAGUUUGAGAUUUGCACAAUGGGACGAACUGUGCUCAAAGGGGAUGAAAUAUUCACCGAGGGAAUGGCAAACUCAUUGUUAGAAAAACACAUGAAGAAAAAGAAACCGGUCGGAUAUGUGAAUUUCCUGAUCGAUCGAAUGCGCUUUGGGAAACAGUCUGGUUCGGGAAGUGCUUCGCAUCGGGAAUACUUGAACUAUCGUGAGAUUAAACAACUCUACACAUUUCUCUCACGACCAAACGUGUUUAUGCUUUGCGUGGAAGAGGAAGCGACCGGUAAACGAAGUUACGAGACGUAUAUGUGCAAAAACGUGGACGACAUGACCCGAAUUCAGGAACUUAUCAAACAGAGCACAUCAGAUCCACAAUAUUUACUCCGUGCGGCUAACGUUGUAGCACCUCCUAUGAUGUCCAGUCCCCCAGCGACUGAACGCGUCACCCGAAAAUCAGUAGCUACACAAAAUACAAAUACUUUCACUCCUGCUCGACCGGUUUCUACCAGUCCUAUUCCGGAUCAUACCCUUCCAGCUCGUUCGUUCAUCCCGAACACUGCUUACCCCAACUUCACGGACCAUCGAGUCACACACCAGCAGACAUCACCCAAACUACCAGUUCGUACUGAACGUCCGGUUUCACGACCUUGCCUGUCACCAGUUCACUUUCCGCCGGCCCAUCAACCGAGACAAAUAUCCGUACAAUCUGUGGAACCCAGUAGACAGUCUCAACGAGUGGUUUCUGUCAGAUCAUUCAGCCCGGUGUUCGUAUCAACACAACCACACCUUCGUCUAGCACGAUCUCCUUCACCUUUUGGGGAAAAUGAAAACGAUGGACACAUCUAUCGGGACAGUCGCAUAAUCAGUACGAAACGUCCAUCCAGACUGUCCACAAUGGAAAAACCCCAUAUGCGAUCGAUGUCUUCGGACCCGAGCACAGUGAACACGUGGCACGAUGAUUUGACUUAUUUAGUUCCGAACACCGCAAGUGGGCCAGAAUUGGCUGAUCGAGGUUCCGUAUAUCUCUACGUCGCUCGAAGCAAGCGGAAUGAAACAGGGGCCACAAACUCCACAGAUUCAAUACCGGUGAGCUACAUUCAUGUGUGA
This is a messenger RNA of Echinostoma caproni, 1197 nucleotides long. NCBI's taxonomy places the organism in Eukaryota, Metazoa, Platyhelminthes, Trematoda, Plagiorchiida, Echinostomatidae. The record is from the annotation of a GenBank genome assembly.